GGAAGGGGUGUUAGGCCUCGCGGGCAGACCAGGGCUGCGGGCUGCUGGGCGGUUACGUGGGGCGGUGUCCGGAGAGCUGCGGAGCCCGGUAGCUAGUGGUUCACGCCACACUCCAAGAGGUUCCUGAGCCAGGCGUCUGGCAAAGAGAAACGUCUGGGACACCCACGGGCCGGGACCAUGGGCUGCUGUUUCUCCAAGAGGCGGAAUUCUGAGAAAGAGUCGCAGCCCGAGGGCGAGGAGGAGCGACCGAAGCAGUACAGCUGGGACCAGCGCGAGAAGGUUGAUCCGAAAGACUACAUGUUCAGUGGACUGAAAAGUGAAACAGUGGGUCGUUUACCUGGGACAGUGGCAGGACAACAAUUUCUCAUUCAAGACUGUGAAAACUGUAACAUCUAUAUUUUUGAUCAUUCUGCUACCAUUACUAUUGAUGACUGUACUAACUGCAUCAUUUUUCUGGGACCCGUGAAAGGCAGUGUGUUUUUCCGGAAUUGCAGAGAUUGCAAGUGCGCACUGGCCUGCCAACAGUUUCGUGUGCGGGAUUGUAGAAAGCUGGAAGUCUUUUUGUGCUGUGCCACUCAGCCCAUUAUUGAGUCCUCCACAAAUAUCAAGUUUGGCUGUUUCCAAUGGUACUACCCUGAAUUAGCUUUCCAGUUCAAAGAUGCAGGGCUAAGUAUCUUCAAUAAUAACUGGAGUAAUAUCCAUGACUUUACACCUGUGUCAGGAGAACUCAACUGGAGCCUUCUUCCAGAAAAUGCUGUUGUUCACCACCAUGUUCCUCUGCCUACUACCAAAGAGCUCCAAGCUGUCCGCAUUUCCACAGAAGCCAAUAGAAGUAUCGUUCCUGUAACCCAGGGUCAAAGACAGAAGAGCAGUGAUGAAUCAUGCUUAGUGGUAUUAUUUGCUGGUGAUUAUACUAUUGCAAAUGCCAUGAAACUAAUUGAUGAGAUGAUUCGUGCAGGCUUUUUCCUGAUUCAGACAAAGGAAGUGUCCAUGAAAGCUGAGGAUGCUCAAAGAGUUUUUCGGGAAAAAGCACCUGAAUUCCUCAAUCUUCUGAACAAAGGUCCUGUUAUUGCCUUGGAAUUUAAUGGAGAUGGUGUUGUAGAAGAAUGUCAAAUUGUUGUUAACAAGAUAUUUGGGGAGACCAAGACGUUUGUAUCAGAAAACAGGGAGACAGCAUCUAGAGAUGUAGAAAGCUUCUACAACUUUGCUGAUAUACAGAUGGGAAUCUGAAGUGCAUCGUGGAACCAGGGACUUGGUAUUAAGCCCUUUUCAAUUUGUGUAUUAGCAAUGGCUUUUACUAAGGCUAAAAUUGUUAAAGCUGAUUCUUCAAUAUAUUGUUGAAUACUGCAUCAUUUACUUAAGGUUCAAAAAUAGUUCAUUUUAAAUUAAGUAUUUAAUCAGUGUAAAACUAUUUAACCUACUUUGAUAAGCUUGUAGUUUUGAUUCUCUGCAUAUGAUACUGUUACUAGAAAACAGAAGUGGCUAGGAGUUCAUGAUUUUAAUCCUAAUUAAACAUUCUUUCAAAUCUCUAAUUUAAACUUUCCUCAGUGUUCAAUGAUAUUUGUUUAAGAAUGCAUACCAUUACUUAUUUUCUAAUUUAGAGGGAUUUGUUACUAGCUGAUCAAUUAGAAUGAACUUCUGUACGUUUUUUCAUGUAUACAUAUCCAGUUAAAGAAUUGCUUCCUAUUUGCAUAAUAUGGAAAAUGACAUUUUGUACACAGACUUGACAGUACUUUGUAAAUUGAAUUUUUUAAUUAAUAGGUAUUUGAUAACUGAUUUUGCAACUAACUCUACUAACUGAUGUUGGUAUAGCUGUUUAAAGACUGCUUUUUGAGUAGUAUGAUUAUUUGAGUAAUUUCCCCCCUGUUUAGUUUUUUAAUACAAUUGCUAGAUGACUCUUGUGCUUCCUGGUAAGAAAAGGCAUAUGCAGCAAAGGCAUAUGCAUAAAAGCCCAUUACCAGCAGUUUUCAAGAAGGUUAUUAUUUAAGUUUUAUCAGCUCUUGUGGGAUAUUAGGAGAAUCAGAGCAAAACCUUGUGAUAUUUAGGUUAAGAAGUUCUUAGGAAUAAGUUAUGCAGAUUAAAAAGCUAGAUAAAUUUGAUUUUUAUUAGAUACACCACUCUUAUCAAGUAAUGUUCAAGCAAGACAAAAUUAUUUUUAUUGCUUUAAAACAUUAUUUUCCAAAUCAGCCUACCAUAAUAAUUUACCAGGAAGCAGGGGACAGCUACUUGUUUAAAAGUCCAAUUAUUGGACUCAAUCUGCAGGUGUGCUAAUUCAGCCUCCAGGGAAAACUCUGUUUUAAGGGGUUUGUUAUAAUCUGAAGUAAUCAGUUCAGAAGAUUUUGAGAGGUUGAUCUUGUGUAAAGUGACUGAACCCAUUUACAUCUCAUAUAAUAGGAAAUUAGCUUUUAUAGAUCUAUUUUUUAAAAACUUUAAUAAUAUUUUGAUGAAACUAAGAUUGAAAAUAACCACUUGUAAAAAUUCCUCUUAUGAUUAUUGUUACUAAAAAUGUAUUUUCAUGUUUAAACUGCUCUUUGGAUAUUUUCAUAUUAAUUUAUAACUACUACAUUGAGUUGUGUGUUGAUGUCCAGAAAUAAUACAUUAAAAGACUUUUCACUUUAAAUUAGUAAUAUUGACCACUUACCCUGUGCCUGGCCUUGUGCUAAUCAUUAGCAUGAGUAAUUUAUAUAUACUACAUAGUCAACCUCUCCUUUGAAUCAAAACAAUUUCAUAAGAUGCAAAGAAAAAUUGGUAACAGGUUUAAUAUAAUUUUUAUCAUAAUUUACAAAUGAGCUUUGCAAGUAGUGGUCAGAGGGCAUUAAUUUUUCCCAUAGUUAAGCUAAAUUAAACAUGUUCCUUCUAGUUAUGAUUAUAUUAUUAAACCCCUUUAUUCACACUUAAUCACAGUACUUUCUGUUUUUAUGCAAAGCUAUAAAUUCGGUUCUUUUAUUUUAUCUAUGGUAUUUUGGCAAAGACUCAGGAAUAUAAUAUAUAAGGGAGAUGUUAAUUUAAUUUCAGUUUCCACUAAAUUUAGUAUCAACCAAAGCCUCAAAUUUUAUAAUCUUCAGUUAGAUAAGAGCUUUUACCCAAACCAAAUUUGUCUUUAAUGAUAGUCAUUUGGCUUCUGAAUGUUUGAAAAGAUUUUUAAAAAUAAGUAGUGCUAUGGUUAUUGUUUCUAUAAUUCUAAACGUUGAUAGUAAUUAUAGUAUACUACAUUUCAUUUCUGAAUAGCUUUUGAAUUCAUGAAAAAUUAGUAAUUUUGAAGUUAUACAUGUAUAAGCAUUAUAUUAGCUUAUUUCUCUUGUGUUGAUAUGUUUUAGUACCAUUUUUGCUUCUGUAUAUUUAUGUGCAGUUUUUGUAUGUAAUU
Messenger RNA from Phyllostomus hastatus (greater spear-nosed bat), 3364 nucleotides. It is a transcript of the gene RP2, whose product is annotated as RP2 activator of ARL3 GTPase. The transcript has 5 exons. The record is from RefSeq and is a predicted model, not a curated record. Gene Ontology annotation, molecular function: GTPase activator activity. Gene Ontology annotation, cellular component: cilium; periciliary membrane compartment. Lineage: Eukaryota; Metazoa; Chordata; Mammalia; Chiroptera; Phyllostomidae. Bases 178 to 1230 code for a protein of 350 amino acids. Gene Ontology annotation, biological process: post-Golgi vesicle-mediated transport.